Molecule: messenger RNA, 3676 nt
Organism: Carica papaya (papaya)
Lineage: Eukaryota; Viridiplantae; Streptophyta; Magnoliopsida; Brassicales; Caricaceae
Source: RefSeq, a predicted model, not a curated record
ACAAAAAAAUAUCACGGAGGGAAAAAGAUUGGAACUUUACCAAGAAAAUGUAUGUUCUAUGGUCCUAGUUUUUAGCUAUGGUGGGUGUUUUGGGGAGCGGAAAUCGGUCUAACGAGGUCUAAAGCGAAGGUCUUGGACAGACACAGUACCUUACUUUACCAGUCUAAUAAUAUUAUUAAGAAAACUGACACAUCACGUGAUUCUACUGUCUUUCUCCUUCGUCCUCGUUAUAUCAUUUGUUCUAAAUCCACGCGCCCUUUUCUCUCUCUCUGCUCUCUCUCUCUGCUCUCUAUUUCUCUCUGAUCAAAUUGUUCUUCUGUAACGUCUAUUCGUGUGUGCUUUGCUGCUUUUCCUUCUUCAAGUUCCAUUUUUCUGGUUCUCCUCUCUUGCUUGCAGAUCUGCCUCUGCGGGGAAAGAAAAUGGGGAUCGUUUCCAGGAAGAUUUUCCCAGCAUGCGGGAGCAUGUGUGUGUGCUGCCCUGCUUUGAGGUCUAGAUCUCGCCAACCCGUGAAGCGUUACAAGAAAUUGCUUGCGGAGAUCUUUCCCAAAUCCCUUGAUGGUCCCCUAAAUGAGAGAAAAAUUGUCAAAUUGUGUGAAUAUGCUGCAAAAAACCCAUUUCGUAUACCAAAGAUUGCAAAAUUUCUCGAAGAGAGAUGCUGCAAAGAACUUCGAGCCGACCACAUCAAGUUCAUCACUAUCAUCACAGAGGCUUAUAAUAAAAUGCUCUGCUUGUGUAAAGAGCAAAUAGCAUAUUUUGCUGUAAGUCUGCUGAAUAUCGUUAGUGAACUGCUGGACAACUCUAAGCAAGAUGCUACGAGGAUGCUUGGAUGCCAAACCUUGACAAGGUUCAUUUAUAGUCAGACAGAUGGCACUUACACGCACAACAUAGAAAAGUUUGUUGAGAAAGUCUGUAAGCUGGCACAAGAGAUUGGCGAAGAACAACAAAAGCAAUGUUUGAGGGCAUCAAGCUUGGAGUGCCUUUCGGCCAUGGUAUGGUUCAUGACGGAGUUUUCCUAUAUCUUUGCUGCUUUUGAUGAGAUAGUACAUGCCACGUUAGACAACUACGAGCCAGACACAAGUAAUGAAAACGAUGAUGAGAGAGGUGAGUCACAUCACAAUUGGGUUGAUGAAGUGGUUAGAUGUGAAGGCAGAGGUGGGCCUGGUGGUAGUGAGUCCAGUCCUAGCUGCUUGAUGAUCAGGCCUCGGCCUGAAAGAAAAGAUCCUUCGCUUCUGACAAGAGAAGAGAGAGAAAAACCUAAAGUAUGGGCUCAAAUUUGCGUUCAGAGAAUGGUGGAACUGGCUAAAGAGAGUACAACAGUGCGUCGUGUGUUGGAUCCUAUGUUUACCUAUUUUGAUUCUAAAAGGCACUGGGUUCUGAGGCAGGGCCUGGCUAAUAUUGUUUUGUCUGAUAUGUCAUACUUGAUGGAGAAUUCAGGGAAUCAGCAAUUGGUUUUAUCUGCUGUGAUACGUCAUCUAGACCACAAGAAUGUCACUCAUGAUUCCCAAAUGAAAUCUCAUGUAAUACAAGUUGCUGCUGUUCUAGCACGGCAGAUUAAAUCAGGAGCAGCGCAAUCAGAAAUUGGUUUUGUUAGUGAUCUGUGCAGGCAUUUGAGAAAAAGCUUUCAGGCCACAGCUGAGUCAGUUGGAGAGCAAGAGAUGAACUUGAAUGUCACACUGCAAAAUUCUAUCGAAGAUUGCUUACUUGAGAUAGCAAAAAGGAUUGGGGAUGCACGGCCGUUAUACGACAUGAUGGCAAUCACAUUGGAGAAGCUACCAUCUUCAGGAAUUGUUGCCCGGGCAGCCAUCGGAUCAUUGUUGGUGCUUGCUCAUAUGAUUUCUUUAGCAUCCUUGUCCUCACAAUCCCAGCAGGUUUUUCCAGAAUCACUUCUUGUCCAACUUUUGAAGGUCAUGCUGCAUCCAAACAUCGAGGCACGUGUAGGAGCACACCAGAUCUUUUCAGUUCUUCUUGUUCCAAGAUUUAAUCAUUCUCGAUGUGAAGUUGCAUCUGUACGAUCUGGUUAUCUCUAUGAACAACGGAAAGGGCGUUCAGAUACUGUAUCAGCAUUUGCUUCUAUUACAGCUCUACUUGAAAAGCUCCAGAGAGAAAAGGAUGGUCCAAAAAAGGAUAAGAAUGGGUAUAAUGUUCAUGAUGAUUUUAAAGGAUGGGACAUUGCAGAGGAAGACUGGAGACAGGGGCGUGCUCGCAAAAGUUCCCCUAACUUUUACAAGUUAAGCUCUAUUAUUGACAGGACUACUGGCCAAUCAAGCAUCGCUGAUGUGGAACCAUAUAUUAUGAAGCUCACUGAAGAUCAGAUUGCACAGUUGCUAUCUGCCUUCUGGAUACAAGCCACUCUUCCUGAUAAUUUACCUUCAAAUUUUGAAGCUAUUGCUCAUUCUUUUGGGUUAACACUUGCUUCUUUACAUUUAAAGAAUCCAAAUGAUAAUCUCGUGGUUCAGUUCUUUCAGCUUCUCUUGUCCCUCAGGAACUUAAGUUUGGAUCCUCACAAUGGGAUGCUGCCUCCUGCAUGCAAGAGAUCUAUUUUCGUUCUAUCAAUGGGCAUGUUGAUGUUUGCCGCUAAUACAUAUCACUUUCCCGAUGUUGAUCCUUUUCUGGGCAUUACAGAUGACUUUCAAGUCUAUCUGAGACAUCAUGCGGACGUGAGAGAGUUUGGAUCUCUUAGCGAUAAUCAGAUGGCUACAUCAAUACUCUUUGAGUUAAGGAACAAAGUACAUGAAUCUGACAAGCUCAUAGUUGAUAUCUUUGUUCGACAUUUGUCUGCCAUCACCGAGAUGGAGGAUGAUGAUGUGCGGAGGCAACUGUCUGAACCAUUCACACCCGAUGAUGCAUUUAUUUUUGGUCCACGGCCACUUCUUGACUUGGACCAGAAUCAAAUGAUUUCCCAUUCGAAGGAGUCACUCUCCUUCGACGAGGAUGUUCCAACGAGUACAUAUGUCGAAGAUGAUGCAACUAGUGAAGUGUCUGUUGCUGACAUCUCCCGCUUCAUUCCUAGAAUGCCUCCUUCACCUUCUAUCUCUCAUGUUAUCAGCAUUGGGCAGCUUUUGGAAUCGGCACUAGAAGUUGCAGGUCAAGUAGCAGGAACAACUGUCUCUACAUCACCACUCCCUUACAACACCAUGGCUAGGCAUUGUGAAACAUUUGGAACAGGCACAAGGAAGAAGCUGUCAAAUUGGUUGGCCCACGAAAACCAUCAAACUAGAGGUUCUGGCAAAUCUCUCCCGACUUUUUUCCCUGAUGAUGCGCGCUUAGCACUUAGGAAGAUAGCAAUGGAUAGCGGGCUUGUUGGAGGCAUUGAGUUGCCAGGUCAAGACCCAUGCUUGGCAAUGAGACUGCCUCCAGCCAGCCCUUUCGACAACUUCCUUAAAGCUGCCGGGUGUUGAAAAGGAAGAGAAGCCAGGAAUUGGAUCGUUGUGUAUGGUGUGUUUGAAGUGUUGUAAAGUGUUAGCUAAAGGGAUUAGCAGGUUAAGUAAGAGUUUAAGGCAUCUUUUGACUUGAAGUGUAGUAGUGUGAACUAUCUACCAAAACAGUGUGUAGGAGGUUGCUUUCUAGUUUAGCCAUUGUAGUAGCAGUGCGUAUGCUGCAAAUCCCCCCGUUGUGGUAAAUUAUUAGAUGGGAAUUUCAUGUCCUAUUAAUCUGAAUUAACUUAAAGUAGCACAUA